Messenger RNA from Acanthopagrus latus (yellowfin seabream), 3320 nucleotides. It is a transcript of the gene wasla, whose product is annotated as WASP like actin nucleation promoting factor a. Gene Ontology annotation, biological process: regulation of Rho protein signal transduction; actin filament organization. Gene Ontology annotation, cellular component: plasma membrane. NCBI's taxonomy places the organism in Eukaryota, Metazoa, Chordata, Actinopteri, Spariformes, Sparidae. The transcript is spliced from 11 exons. The record is from RefSeq and is a predicted model, not a curated record. Gene Ontology annotation, molecular function: actin binding; small GTPase binding. The coding region runs from base 581 to 2230 and encodes 549 amino acids.
UGCCACAUCGGACCGAACCAUUCUGCGUUAGCGACGACAUUUUAGCUUGUGAAUUUACCCAAAUCUCACAUGCCACGGACUUUUUUGUUACGAACAAUUAACAUUGAAUCUUCUCUCUUUCUCCCUGUGUGUUCACCGACUUCAUCGUAUUAUUCAGAUUAGAGGUAAUAGUUGUAGAGUUUGCCGGAUCCAGCACCCCCCCUCUCCUCCCGCUUUAAAGUGGUCUGCUCUGUCUUGCUGCCAUGUUGGAUGUACGCAUCGCUGCUGCGGCUGCUGCGGCUGCUGGAGUUCCCGAAUGAAAGUUGUGCGUUUAUCCGCGUACAGACACACAUCGAGCUCUUAUUAUAACACUCAAUACCAAGAGGAGAAGUAAAAGGGUCUUUCUCGAGCAGGAGCAAGUCUGGAAAACACCCCCGUCCACCUCCGCCCUCCAGCCGGGUGUCGGACUCCGCGGAGAUGAUCCGGUUGCAGGCCACAGCAACCGGAGCCCGCAUGGAUAUUCUGUAAUUAGCAGUGUUUGCUGAGUCCGUCCGGGGAUAACUGCAUCGUUUCGGGGUGUUAACUAGAAGAAUUCGGAGCCAUGAACAGCCACCCGCCGCCCCGCAGGUCGGUUAACGUCGGCUCCAUCCUCCUGACCCCGCAGGAGAACGAGUGCCUGUUCGGCUACCUGGGCAGGAAAUGCGCCACUCUGUGUUCGGCGGUGGUCCAGGUGUACGGAACAGACCGGAGCUGCAGCUGGCUGAAGAGGUGCUGUGGAGUGGCCUGUCUGGUCAAAGACAACCCACAGAGGUCCUACUUCAUCAGAGUGUUUGACAUCAAGGAAGGGAAAACCAUGUUUGAGCAGGAACUGUACCACAACUUCUCCAUUAGCAGCCCCAGAUCCUACUUCAUCUCAUUUGCAGGAGACACUUGUCAGAUCGGUCUGAACUUCGCCAGUGAAGAAGAGGCCAAAAGAUUCAGAGCCGCCAUCAACGACCUGCUGAACCGACGACAACGCAAAACCGAGAAGAGAGGUGACCCUAAAAAUGGUCCAGCUCUGCACAUGGCCACGGUGGACAUCAAGAACCCGGAGAUCAACAACGUCCGAUUCCACAACUCCCACAGCCACCAGCAGCCGUACCACCUCAACAACAUGCUGAGCCACAGCGGGCUGAACCGGAAGGACAAGAAGACCAAAGGCAAGAAGAAGAAGUUGACCAAGGCCGACAUCGGCACGCCCAGCAACUUCCAGCACAUCGGUCACGUGGGCUGGGAUCCUAACACAGGUUUUGAUCUGAACAACCUGGACCCCGAGCUGAAGAACCUUUUUGACAUGUGCGGCAUCUCUGAGGCCCAGCUGAAGGACCGCGAGACGUCCAAAGUCAUCUAUGACUUCAUCGAGAAGAAAGGAGGGGUGGAGGCGGUGAAGAACGAGCUGAGGAGGCAGGCUCCCCCUCCACCUCCUUCUCGCGGUGGUCCCCCUCCUCCUCCUCCUCCUCCGCCUCACCACAGUUCCGCUCCACCCCCUCCUCCACCUCCGUCCAGAGGUGGCCGAGGAGCCCCUCCUCCCCCUCCUCCCUCCAGAGCCCCAGCCUCAGCUCCACCACCUCCACCUCCCUCCAGACCAGGAACUCUGGGUGCCCCACCACCUCCACCUCCUCCCACCAGGGGAGGUCACCAGCCUCCUCCUCCUCCCCACCAUCACCACCACCACCACCAGCCUCCCCCACCUCCUCCUCCAUCCUCCUUGCACUCUUCUGUCGCCCCCCAAGCCCCGCCCCCUCCACCUCCCCCAUUGGCCCAGCAGUCUCCAGUAAACAGCGGCGGCGUCUCCGCCCCUGCUCCACCUCCACCACCUCCUCCUCCACCCCCCCCUCCCGGCCCACCUCCUCCUCCGGAGCUGGACGGCGGAGGCGGGGAGUCUCCUCACUCGCCGAGCCCCGGGGGGAAGUCAGCGCUGUUGGAGCAGAUCAGAGGAGGAACCCAGCUGAAGAAGGUGGAGCAGAACAACCGAGCUCCGGCCUCCGGCAUCGGCCGAGACGCCCUGCUGGACCAGAUCCGACAGGGGAUCCAGCUCAAGACGGUGGAUCAUCCCGAGUCCGGUCCUCCAACAGCGGCUCCCACCGCGGGCAUCGUCGGCGCUCUCAUGGAGGUGAUGCAGAAGAGGAGCAAAGCCAUCCAUUCCUCAGACGAAGACGAGGAUGACGAAGACGACGAAGACUUUGAAGACGACGAUGAGUGGGACGACUAGUGAAGUCCCCCCCCCCCGCUCCCUCCGCUGACACUAAAAUAUCUUCCAGCAUCUGACUAAAAUUGUAAUGUAAAUGUUGUAUGAAUUGGCUGUAUAUUUAUUUUUGCUUUUUUUUUAUGACUAUUAUAAUUAAUCUGUGCAAUACCUCAUCUGUUAAAUCUGUAUCGUUCGUCACCUCAUCGUUAGAGACUCGACACUUUCCCCGGGACGUCCUGUCGUUAGAAAGCACUUAUCACUGACAUCAGCACAGCGUGGCGGCGCGGCCGGCUUCAUGUCGUUAUCAGUAACCGUUAAUAUAAAACACUCGCUGCUCCACUGAGGCGGAUCUGAAUCGGGAGUCCUCGUGUGCUCCUCGGGAAAUACUUUGUGUUCGUUUCUGUGUUUUCAUUCCUCGUCAAAGAAACUGAAAAGGGAGACGUACGCGUGACCAAACAGGCAGGAUCCUCUUUGUGUUUGUGGUUCGGCUUAAAUGCGAGAUAACACUAUUUUCUUACCGUGCUUCUUUUUUCGUACCUCCGAGUUUCCUAAUAAAUUGUAGUUUAGUCGUGUUAUUUUUUCAUAAAUCCUUUUGACCAAAAUGGGGCGGCUCGGUCGCCUCGUGGAUUUUCAGCUUUUAUUUUUUACGAAGUUAAAGCCGUUUAUUUGCACACAGUUUAAACGAUAGUUCAGUUUUGUGUUUGUCGGGUGUGCGUUCGGUCAAACGACUUGUAUUUUAUUUCAGACGGCGACGACGGGCACUUCUAAAGCUCAAGGUUUCGCAAUAUUGAGACCUUUUAAAAUGGAACGACAGACAUGACUGACGAUGUUUCCGUUUCUUUGGCUUAUUACAAAAGCAUUUUCACACACACACACACACACACACACACACUCUGUGGCAUUUGUGAAAUGAUGGAAGUUUUGUUCCUGACGUCUGGUUGGUUGUUUUUGUUGUGACAGCAUUCCGUUAUUUCCUGCGCUCUGGUCAGUAUUUCAAACAAAUAUCACGUCACACAAUGAAAACUAAAACAUAUAUAUAUAAACAAAUAUCAUUCAUCUUCCUCCGUCCGUUCAGUUGAUAAACUAUAAUUUUAUGCAAUGCGACUGUAAAUGC